Messenger RNA from Peronospora matthiolae, 651 nucleotides. The record is from the annotation of a GenBank genome assembly. Lineage: Eukaryota; Oomycota; Peronosporomycetes; Peronosporales; Peronosporaceae.
AUGUACGAAGGGAUUGACAACCUGAAAUCCCUUUACGACCGUGCCGGGAAGACUUUCUCCGGCGGUCCUUCUGCGGCACAGGAUGUGCCGCGUCGUACUGCUCGACCAGACCCAGUACGUCAAUCAUCAGUUGGGAGCGGGGCUCCCAAGUAUCCCAGGACGGGGGAUAGCCGCGCCACCGGACGAGAUAACUCGUCCGACGUCCGUUCACGUCGCGGUGGUUCAACAGCUGCUCAACCAGAUAGCGCUGGCCACCGCGAGAGUCCUCUAAUGGAGGUGGAGGAGGAGGGAAAACGCUCUCCAAACUAUCUUGGGGAAGCGUGUGUCCCCGAGAGCCUCUUUGAUCGCGUAACGCAAGCGUUACGCGGCGAUCUCGAACAUGAGCGGGACAGGCGUCUCCAACUGGCGGACACUGUCUUGAAGCAUCGAGCUGAGUUUGCCUUUGCUCAGCUUGAGAACGAGAGAGCUCUGACAUCUCUGCGUGACGAGCUAAGGGUAGCUCGUGGGAAUGUUGAUCGGUCUCGGGCUGAGAUAACUGCUCUUCAGACCCUUGUCGAUAUCCACCAUCGGGAGCACAAGGCCCUCUGUGAGAUGCUUGAACGCAAGGGCGUUCUUCAUCGGAAGAAACAGCGUACUGAUGGUACGGCUUAA